Molecule: messenger RNA, 2154 nt
Organism: Silurus meridionalis
Lineage: Eukaryota; Metazoa; Chordata; Actinopteri; Siluriformes; Siluridae
Gene: stard15
Product: StAR-related lipid transfer (START) domain containing 15
Exons: 6
Coding region: 709-1494 (261 amino acids)
Molecular function (GO): lipid binding
Source: RefSeq, a predicted model, not a curated record
CCCCCGAAACUUGGGUGGAAAAUAAACCCUGUGAAAAAGAAAUGCUUUUCCAUUUAGAUUGUAAUGCAAAAAUCAAAACCAAAAGGAUUUCAUGCUUCACCUGGUAGAAUCAAGAUUUGUUUGUUCACAUUUGAAUAUGGACAAGGCACAAAUCCAGUGUUUUAAAUAUGCACAGUGGGAAAGAAAUCCAUCACACCCAGAAAACUAUCUGACACAGUAAGAACAGGGUCUUUUAAACAGCCAGAUCCGCGCUGAAGCGUAACAAAAACAUUCACGGAAGAGAAACGGCUUUGAAUUGACAAUCGUGACACCUGAUACCAGGUCUGAAUAAACGAGUCCAUAAAGGCUGUCUGUCCCACGUGAAAAGAGCGGGGAUGCGGGGUAACGCGAUGCCGCGCCUUUAAAACGCCGCCCGCCCGCACGCGUUAAGAAGCGCGCGGAUGCUGGAGUGCACCUGCUACGUGUUAACGCACCUGUCGGAGCUUCCGCACGCCGUUUCUCAGCACUUCCUCUCCAUUUAAAUGAAGAAGCCUGAAAGCGGCCAUUCGUUUUCUACUCGUGCCGAAGCAGCAAGGAGUUAACCCAGAGGGCUCAUUGAUCGGCCUGAACCGCCGCAGGAGUGAUAAAAGACGGUGCUUUAUGAGAAAAAGUGCAGUUUCCGGUUGAUUUCGUUGCACGGCUGGGGACGCGGUAGUGCUGGUCGGCAGGAUGCCGGUGCAAAUUCCGGACGACGCAGAUUUCGCGUCUUUCAAGGAGCAGUGUGAAAGCGACGAGAGCUGGACCCAGCGCUACAACAAAGCCGGAGUGACGGUGUGGUGCCGAGACGAGGAGACCAAGACGGUACAAAAACUUAAGAUGAGAAUUGUGUGCAAAGACGUCUGUGCUGAAACAUUGUAUGAUGUCUUGCAUGACACAAGCUACCGGAAGAAAUGGGACAACAUGAUCGACACAUUUGAUAUUGCAAGACUGACAGUCAAUGCAGAUGUAGGAUAUUACUCAUGGAAAUGCCCGAGUCCACUGAAGAACAGGGAUUUUGUCACCAUGCGUUCAUGGCUUCCUCUAGGCAAAGACUACUUGAUAAUCAACUAUUCGGUCAAACACCCGAAAUACCCACCAAAGAAAGACUAUGUCCGAGCCGUGUCUUUACUCACCGGAUACUUGAUCCAGUCCAAUGGCGCAAACUGUUGUACUCUUUACUACUUGACACAAGUAGAUCCAAGAGGUUCCUUACCUAAAUGGGUAGUAAACAGAGUGUCUCAGUUUGUGGGACCAAAGGCCAUGAGGAAGAUCUACAAAGCAUGCCUGAAGUACCCUGAGUGGAAAAGGAAGCAUGACCCUAACCUGAAGCCAUGGAUGUACCCAGAGCAAAACACGCUGCCAUGCAUGAGUGCUUCCGAGCUCACUGUGCAGAGAGCAGAUUCACUGGAGAACAUCGACGAGAGUGGUCUAAAUGAGGAAAAGAUCCAGCAGCACAGUGAAGAUGAGGAGACCUAAACCCCCAGACUCUUACAUGAGCGUGCAUGUAUGUGUGAGGAAUUGUUCUACAGAGUAUGACUUAUUAGUUUUCAGCUGCAUCUUAUGCAUGCUUUGCUAUGCAUUUCCGAUUACCAUAAUGGUGCUCCUUUCAAGGUUUUUGACAUAAUAAUGAUUGUGACUGUUUGCACUACCAGUCAGACUUUUAUUAGAAUUGCACAUAUUAAAAUGAGCUCCCUUACAUAUUUAUACAUGAACACAAACAAAUUGGCACAUUAUUGCAGGUAAAAUUUAAAUGUUUGGGCUACAAUUGCAAUGCUUUUUCAGUUGCGUCUUAUGUGAGCAUUGGUUUUGUAGUGUGUUUUAUGGCUCCAUAAACAGUCCGGUCUUUUUCUCAAUUCAAUGACUGUGAAAUGUCACAUUUCCAGUACUGGUUUCAUCUGGGCAUUUACACUCAACCUGCAGGAAGUGAGAGUUCUCCAGAGCUCUGUGGCUGGCUGCAGGGAUUUUCACUUCAGUAUCUUUACCUAUGCAUCAAUAAGAUCUCAGGAGUUGUAAAAAAAAAAUAAAAAUAAAUUAAUAAGCAGUGCUGUUUACUUUUCUCAAACUUACAUUAGGUGUGUUUGUAUCUCCAUGGUCACUUUUUCCUAUUCAUAUACGAAUAAACAUCUUUAUCUUGUA